Molecule: messenger RNA, 1937 nt
Organism: Cuscuta europaea
Lineage: Eukaryota; Viridiplantae; Streptophyta; Magnoliopsida; Solanales; Convolvulaceae
Source: the annotation of a GenBank genome assembly
CCUAACUAUGCUCUUCAUUCAUUGUCUUAACGACUUCAAUUUCUAUUCUUAAAAAUAAAAUAGAAAUAAAAUUGCCAGAAUCAUACGGAGUAGAUCACAUUGAUAUCCUCUCCGCCAUUGUUUUUCUAAGCAAACAGAAUGCCAUCUCCUCUGCUUUUCCCCUUAUCCUCUUCCGCAAAAGUUCCCUUGAUCUUAUAUUCGUCUUCAUAAUUUCAACGCAGUUUCUUCAACCCUCACCUUCUGUAAACAUUCAUGUUAUGUAAAUCGUCCACUUUGUUACAGCGGAAUUGCUGUCAACGCAGAUCUAAUUUAUACUAACUUUUAAUCUAAGUUCGAAACUUUGAGCUUUAUUACAAGUUUUCUCAAUACGAGUUUUGUCGGAAUUGGUUUAAAUUGACAGAAAGACUGGAUGUCUGCAAGAUUCUUUGGGUGGUUGGAUCAAAUUGUUGGUAUGAAGCCGGUAAGUGUGAAUGUUGGGAUACUCCAUUAUGUGUUGGACCAUGUGUAUGGAGCAUUUGUGCACAGAACAAAGAUAAGCCCACCUUUCUUCUCAAGAGGAUGGGGCGGCUCAAAGCUUGACCUUCUUGAAAGAAUGAUAAAGCAGCUUUGCCCAGGCGUGGAAGGGCAUGAUUGGCUGGAAUGGCCUCCUACAUCCGUACAACCUAGUUGGAAAACGGUUUGGGAGUCAAAGACUGCUUGUUUGAGGGAAGGGGUCUUUCAGACUCCUAUUGAUGAACAGCUUCUUAGUGCAUUGCCUCAGGAGAGUCACACAGCCAGGGUUGCCUUUCUUUCACCCAAAUAUGUCCCCUCUAAUAGAACGGCCUGUGUGGUACAUCUUGCAGGUACGGGUGAUCAUAGUUUUGAACGAAGAUUACGCCUAGGUGGACCAUUACUGAAAGAAAACAUUGCAACUAUGGUCCUUGAGAGCCCUUUCUAUGGGGAAAGACGACCAAUGCUACAACGUGGUGCAAAACUUCUAUGCGUUAGUGAUUUGCUUUUGCUGGGAAGAGUCACUAUCGAAGAGGCAAGAAGUCUGUUGUAUUGGCUAGACUGUGAGGCUGGUUUUGGAAAACUGGGUGUUUGUGGACUGAGUAUGGGUGGAGUACAUGCGGCUAUGGUUGGAUCAUUGCACCCUACACCAAUUGCUGUACUCCCCUUUCUGUCUCCACAUUCAGCUGUAGUGGCAUUUUGUGAAGGGAUUUUAAAGCAUGGGACUGCUUGGGAAGCACUGAGAAACGAUGUUGCUAUGCAGGAGGACAAUGUCAUGUCACUUGAGGACGUUAGAGAACGGAUGCGUAAUGUGUUGUCUCUCACAGAUGUCACCCGCUUCCCCAUCCCCAAGAAUCCAAACUCUGUAAUUUUUGUUGCAGCUACGGACGAUGGAUAUAUUCCAAAACACUCCGUGUUAGAACUUCAAAAGGCGUGGCCUGGCUCAGAAGUGAGAUGGGUUACUGGAGGACAUGUUUCGUCUUUCCUUCUCCAUAAUGGUGAGUUUCGCAGGGCAAUCAUGGACGGCCUUAACCGUUUACCGUGGAAAGAAUCUCCUCUCUGAUGGGCCAUUCCUUCUUUGGUGAACUUCUAGAGCUGGAUUCUGAAACUGAGCUAACCAACCCUCUAAUAUUUUAUCAUUACAAUGAAAGAUCAGUUGGAGCUGUUGACAGUCUCAAGUUGUACAAUCUAUCAAACAUGGAUAACUUGUGUUUGUGGGAAGGGGGUUUGAAUUCCUCCCAACCAAACAUGUUGUAAGUGUGUCAAUUAAAAAAAUGUAGGUAUUCAAGAGAACCUUAGCACUUAAAUAGGUUUUAUUACAUUUUUAGAAUUGAAAAUAUGUUUGUGGCAAAGAUUCUUGGUACACCAUUAUAUACACCAACAUUGUGGAGUUUUUUGUAGGUGGCAUAGUCAAAUAUAGAGGCAAUAAACAUUUUAAUAACUACGUA